GGUCCACCCUAUUUACAUAUUCACCUCGUUCCUAUACCCCCUGUGAAAACCCCAAUACUACGUCCCGCGAGAUCUUCCUCAUCUUCUUUUCUUCUCCGCCGGCAACUCUUCACCACCAUAAUACUCCCGGCAUCGGUAAACUGAUCCCCACCCAAUCUCUUUCCUGCUCUAACAUGACAUCCUCAUAUCACAUCCUUCUUUCCCUGGCAACCCUCCGCCUCUGACGAUUCAUGGUAUGUAGAGCCAAAGAAAACAGAGAUGAUUGUUCCGGUGGAACAACAACUGUUGUCUCUCCAAAUUACUAGUUUCAAAGAUGAAUUACAGGUGAUAACUAUGUCGGCAAUUUUGGGCAUCAGGAAACAUCUCUUUUAAGCAUUUCAUCAAACACCUUUUGUGCAACUCAAGUGGACUCCAUUUUUUCAGCACCUUUCGUGUUUUGUCUACAACGCAUUAAUAUGUUUCGAAGAAGAAAAUAUCGCUCAACGUUUGAAGGACAACGACGCUCUGGAUCGACACACUUGUUUGGAAGACGCUCUGGUUUCUUAGAGACAUGUCUAUGGUGCAUUGCCGACUGGUGCUUUCCUUUAAAAUAUUGGAAGAGGCGAUGUGCUUGGUUAAAACUUAAAUAUGGCAAAAUCAGCAUCACUUGCAGGAGAGGGAGCUUCCGUGAAGCUUCCUGUAGUACUAUUAUUGGUGUCUUACGUCCAUUGCCACUUUUCUUGAAAUUUACCAAAGGUUAUCAACCUGUAAAUCCAUCACCAUUCCUGUGA
Messenger RNA from Lactuca virosa, 770 nucleotides. Lineage: Eukaryota; Viridiplantae; Streptophyta; Magnoliopsida; Asterales; Asteraceae. The record is from the annotation of a GenBank genome assembly.